Miniopterus natalensis is the source of this 3345-nucleotide messenger RNA. The record is from RefSeq and is a predicted model, not a curated record. Lineage: Eukaryota; Metazoa; Chordata; Mammalia; Chiroptera; Miniopteridae.
UUCUUGGAUGCACCAGCUGGGAGUCAGAGAGGGCAGUUGCCCAGUCUGCUGCCUAGUGGCUUGCCCGCUGGCCUAGCUGCAGAGUAGAAGUCCCCGCAGGAGCCACAGCCCGCCAGGCACUGGGAUGGGGCUGCUCCGCUGGCUGCCUCUGUUCACGCAACUGGUGGUGCUGUGGCUGCCGGAGUCCUGGGCCAAGGACAGCAUUAGGGUCUUUGUGGUGCCCCACAGCCACAUGGACGUGGGCUGGCUCUACACGGUCCAGGAGAACAUGCAUGCCUACGUGGCCAACGUGUACGCCUCGGUGGUGGCGGAGCUGACCCGCCGCAGGCAGCACUGCUUCAUCGUUGUAGAGCAGGAGUACUUCCGGCUGUGGUGGGACGGCAUCGCCUCGGACACGCAGAAGCUCCAGGUUCACCAGCUUGUGGCCCAAGGACGCCUGGAGUUUGUCAUUGGAGGCCAGGUCAUGCACGAUGAGGCUGUGACCCACUUUGAUGACCAGAUCCUGCAGCUCACAGAAGGACAUGGCUUUCUCUAUGAAACAUUUGGGAUCCGGCCGCAGUUCUCCUGGCAGGUCGACCCAUUUGGAGCAUCUGCCACGACACCCACCCUGUUUGCCUUGGCGGGGUUCAACGCCCAUGUCAUCUCCCGGAUCGACUACAACCUGAAGAACGACUUGCAGAAGGCUCAGGGGCUGCAGUUCGUGUGGCGAGGGUCCCCGUCCCUGAGGAAGAGGCAGCAGGAAAUCUUCACGCACGUCCUGGACAGAUACAGCUACUGCUCAAAUGUAGGGUUUUUCUGGGAAGGUGUGGCCAAGUUCCCAAACCCACCCAGUGACGGGAAGUACCCCAGGAUGGCUGAGCCUGUCACUGCCUACAGCAUCAACAUGUACACGGAUAUCCUGUUCAACCAGGCAAAGUUGCGGGCCACCUGGCUCCAGACCCCGAACGUCCUCUGGCCCUGGGGGUGUGACAGGCAGUUUUUCAACGCUACGAUACAGUUUAACAACAUGGACGUCUUGCUGAACUACAUCAACAGGCAGGCGUCCAAGCUGGGCGUCAGGGUGGAGUACGCCACGCUGAGCACCUACUUCCGCGCGGUGCGUGCUACCCAAACCGCCUGGAGCGUCCGCGGCCACCAGGACUUCCUGCCCUACUCCUCAGAGGUGCUUCAAGCCUGGACCGGCUUCUACACCUCCCGCCCCAAGCUCAAGGCGCUGGCGAGGCAGGCCAGCUCGCUGCUGCACGCCGCGGAGUCCAUGUUCACACGCUACAUGUGGCCUGCCCCCCGUGCGCACCUGGACCCCAGCUGGGCCCUGAAGCAGCUCCAGCAGCUCCGCUGGGCAGUCUCCGAGGUCCAGCACCAUGAUGGCAUCACUGGGACCCAGGCCACCAAGGUGCAGGACAUGUUCGUGGAGCACCUGAGGUCAGGGAUGCAGGAUGUCCUCCAGCUGAUGGUGUCCAUCAUCUUGAAUGGGACCCACGUCCAAAAGGGCCCAAGGCCCAAGGGACACUUCUUUGCCGUGGUCUACAACCCCCUGGCCUGGACGGUCACCACGUUCAUCAACCUGACUGUGGGCUCUCCUAAGGUCAUGGUCACAGAUAAGACAGGCCACCCCGUUGACAUACAGAUCCAGAAAUCGAAGGAGAUGCCACCUAAAUAUGACCUGUAUGUACUGACCACAAUCCCGGGCCUCAGUUACCAGCACUAUAGUAUCAGGCCCAUCAAGGAGGCCGAGGAAGACAAUAAAAUAACAGAUUCCACUAAGACUUUCACCUCCAAGUUUGACCUCAGUCUAAGGAGACAGACUGGGCCCAGGAGCAAGCGCCUGGUGCUUGUGAAGAAUGCGUGCUACACUGUCUUCCUAGACCAGGUCACGAACCUGAUGCAUAGCAUCUGGGAGAGUCACAGUAACCGGACGGUCAGUGUGACCCAGGACUUCCUGGAGUACCAUGUCAAUGGCAGAAUAGCUUUUGGCCCCGUUUCUGAUAACUACGUGUUUAUGCCUAAAUAUCAAGCGAAACCAGCGUGGGAGGCGGUGAGGAUGGAGAUCGUACGUGGGACUCUCAUGACUGAGAUCCGGCAGUACUUUUACAGGGUAGUCAGUGACAAGGAUCCCAGAUACGCCAUUUACACCCGCCUGUUCCACGUGCCGCAAGGCUACGACGGGGACACGCUCUGCCACCGCAUAGAGCAGCAGUACCAGGUGGGCCCCUUGGAGCAGAACCGCGAGGCCAUCCUGAGGAUCAGCACUGAUCUGCGGAGCCAGCAGGUCCUCUACUCGGACAGCAAUGGCUACCAGAUGCAGCGCAGGCCCUGGCAGAACUACACCAACAACCGCAUCUCUCAGAAUUACUACCCCAUGGUUCAGUCGGCCUACAUCGAGGACGCCACGAGCAGGCUGGUGCUGCUGUCGGAGCAGCCGCACGGCGUGUCCAGCCAGGGGGAAGGACAGGUGGAGGUCAUGCUUCACCGGCGGCUGUGGAACGACCUGGAUCUGUCCCUGAUCCAUGAUGUCUCACUGAACGACGACUCGGUUGUCUCCCCGGUGUUCUGGCUCCUGCUGGGGCCCCAGUUGCUGACCACUCGCUUGCGCCAGUGGAGUGGGGUAGCCCUGCAGCACAGGCCGGUGGUGGUGUCCAAAGCCCUGACUGACGUAAACCUAAAUUGGUCAAGCCUCCAUCAGCAAGAGGCGGUGACGCUGCCCUCGAGACUUCACCUGCAGAUCCUGAGCAUCCCCGGCUGGAACUACAGCUCAAACCAUACAGAGCACCUGAAGAACGUCAAGACAGGCCAUCGAGGGAAGGCCAAGGCUGACCUCCACCGUGUCCUGCUGCGGCUCCACCACCUGUAUGAGGUGGGGGAGCACUCGUUCCUGUCUCAGCCAGUGACAGUGAAUCUGAAGACCUUGCUCCGGGGGCUGGGCACCGUGGAGGCCGUGGAGGAGCGCUCGCUCACGGGGACCUGGGAUGUGAGGAAGCUGCAACGCUGGAAAUGGAGGACGGUGGACCAAGGUGACCACAGCUCCCUGCCCAGACCCCGUCGAGGCACCGUGGUCACCAUCUACCCCAAGGAGAUCCGGACAUUCUUCAUUCACUUUCAAAGAAGUGAGCUCACAGCAGAUCCUGUGGGCCCAGGGCUGCCCGGGGACCACAGAAAAAUAAACGGAACCCAGGACUCAGAGAAGCAGUGAAGCCGGGCAAGGGAGGGCAGCUGCCGUCCGUGGCUGCCGGCAGGAAGUGGUCGGGCUGGGGUUGCUUGUUUUUUGAAAUAAAAGCUGCGUUAUAAUGACCCGUUUCUUCUCCUCGGCCUCUAGCACCAGCCCCCUCCUCUCCUGUCGCCUGCUGA